Molecule: messenger RNA, 581 nt
Organism: Drosophila kikkawai
Lineage: Eukaryota; Metazoa; Arthropoda; Insecta; Diptera; Drosophilidae
Source: RefSeq, a predicted model, not a curated record
UCAACAAGAUGCAGUUCCCUUUGAUUGUUGCUUUGACUUUAACUUUGCUGGGCUUCGCCUGGGGAAACCCCACUGAAGGCGACAAGCAGAAGUUCUGUGAAUUUCUAAAGGAUGUUGAAGAAGAUCGAGAAAUUUUGGUGGAGUCCCUAACGAAAAAGACUUUGGAUGUGGAAAAAAAUGUGAUAAAAAAACUGGGACGAAAUUCUGACUUUGAGACAUUCUUAAAAGAGAACUCUACUCUCCAGUUACUUACUACUCAGCAGAAAUUGGACUUUCUUUUAAAGUUCCGCUGCGCCUACAAGAAUAAGAUUCUCGCCAAUCCGCUCUUUAAGGACACCAACGAGUUUCGGCAAACCUACCUCACUUACAGGUCUGAAACCAACAAGGAAAUCAAGACGUUCGAUAACUUUCUCUCCCGGGAUGCGACCAGAAUGGUGAAAAAAAUGAAGAGUACAUCAGAUGCCACCAAGCAGGAAUUUAAUAACGCUCUUAAAACUUAUUUGGAUCGCAAGGGACAAAGUGCCCAUUGCAUGAUGAAUACUUUCCUGACUCUAAAGACCAAGUACGGAUGUAACUAAAGU